UGCGAAUUUUGGUUUUCUCCAUGUCAGCAAUUUGGUUCCUACCCUUCUCGUUUGCACCGAAAAGUCCUUGCAGUCAGCAGAGCAGCCUCCGCCCUAACAACCCGCCCUCAGCAGCGGGAGCUCUCCAGCGUGAAACCGCGCGUCACGUAAAAGGACACAGGUGAGGUCACGGCGACACGCACACAGCUGGACAGUCCGCGCAGUGGCCAGUAGAUACCGGGCUAGUGUCAAUACUAAUACAAACAAAGAAAAAUUAACAACAACACUGGGAGUUUUAAAUUCCUCACAUUUACAAAGGGAACUAAGGUUGCAUCACGUAUAAAAGAGAGCUCUGCGAGGAACGGCAACAUGUUCACUUGGGUGAAUAAGGAACAGGGUGGAAGGAACAAGGAGGGAGACAUGUUUCAAACAGUGACUGAAGGACUUCAGAGUCUUUAUACUAAAAAACUUCUGUCUUUGGAGGAGACCUACCUCUUCCAUGACUUCCACUCACCGGCGCUGGAGGAGGCGGACUUCCAGAGCAAGCCUAUGGUCCUUUUGGUCGGACAGUAUUCCACAGGGAAGACCACUUUCAUCAGGUAUCUUCUGGAGCAAGAUUUUCCAGGAAUGCGAAUUGGCCCUGAACCAACGACGGAUGGAUUCAUAGCUGUGAUGUACAAUGAGAACGAGGGGAUUGUUCCUGGAAAUGCCUUGGUUGUGGACCCCAAGAAACCCUUCCGUAAACUCAAUGCAUUUGGAAAUGCCUUCUUAAAUAGGUUCAUCUGCUCACAAAUGCCCAACCAAGUUCUGCAGAGCAUUAGCAUCAUUGACACGCCAGGGAUCUUGUCUGGCGAGAAGCAGCGCAUAAGCAGAG
This is a messenger RNA of Sinocyclocheilus grahami, 853 nucleotides long. Its product is annotated as EH domain-containing protein 4-like. NCBI's taxonomy places the organism in Eukaryota, Metazoa, Chordata, Actinopteri, Cypriniformes, Cyprinidae. Gene Ontology annotation, cellular component: cytoplasm; plasma membrane; endocytic vesicle. The transcript is spliced from 3 exons. The record is from RefSeq and is a predicted model, not a curated record. Gene Ontology annotation, biological process: endocytic recycling; cilium assembly; protein localization to plasma membrane. The annotation marks the transcript as partial. Gene Ontology annotation, molecular function: cadherin binding; GTP binding.